AUGCCUGUGGGCUGGGCUCUGAUCAAUGGGCAAAUGUUGGUGGGUCUGAAUGCCAGAGAGCAUGUCCAGGAUGCCAGAGAGGUUCCAAAAACAGAACAGACUUUUGAGGAGCGCUUGAUACUCAAAGCUUUCUUGCUGAAGUUUGUCAAUGCCUACUCCCCCAUUUUCUACGUGGCCUUUUUCAAGGGGAGGUUUGUGGGCAGGCCCGGAAGCUACGUCUAUGUGUUUGAUGGCUACCGAAUGGAAGAGGCAACUUCACUUGGUCUAACCGUCCCUUCUGUUUUCUCCACCUCCCCUCAGUGUGCUCCAGGGGGCUGCCUCAUGGAGCUCUGCAUUCAGCUCAGCAUCAUCAUGUUGGGGAAGCAGCUGAUCCAGAACAACGUCUUUGAGAUUGGAGUCCCGAAGUUAAAGAAACUCUUUCGGAAGCUGAAAGAUGAGACAGAACCUGGAGAAACCGACUCUGCCCACUCAAAACAUCCAGAGCAGUGGGACCUAGACUACGGCUUGGAACCUUACACUGGACUCACUCCAGAGUACAUGGAAAUGAUCAUUCAGUUUGGUUUUGUUACCCUCUUUGUGGCCUCCUUUCCUCUGGCUCCUGUAUUUGCCCUCCUCAACAAUGUCAUCGAAGUGCGGCUUGAUGCAAAGAAAUUUGUUACAGAGCUAAGACGGCCAGAUGCUGUGAGAACCAAAGAUAUCGGAAUUUGGUUUGACAUUCUUUCUGGAAUUGGCAAGUUCUCCGUUAUCAUCAAUGCUUUUGUCAUUGCCGUCACCUCUGACUUCAUCCCCCGCCUUGUGUACCAGUACUCCUAUAGUCACAAUGGGACUCUGAAUGGCUUUGUCAACCACACCCUCUCCUUCUUCAAUGUCAGCCAGCUGAAGGAAGGAACACAGCCAGAAAACUCACAAUUCGACCAGGAGGUUCAGUUCUGCAGGUUUAAGGAUUACCGAGAGCCGCCAUGGGCCCCAAACCCAUAUGAGUUUUCCAAACAGUACUGGUCCGUUCUGUCUGCACGGCUGGCUUUUGUCAUAAUCUUCCAGAACCUUGUGAUGUUCCUGAGUGUUCUCGUGGACUGGAUGAUCCCAGAUAUCCCCACAGACAUCAGUGACCAGAUCAAGAAAGAGAAGAGCUUGUUGGUGGACUUCUUCCUGAAGGAGGAGCAUGAGAAGCUGAAGCUGGUGGAUGACCCAGACCCGAGGAGCCAGAGAGGGGAGAAUCGGAGCAGGUGGAGCCGGGCAGCCAGCUCAGCCCCCUCAGGUCGCAGCCAGCUGGGUAGCACAGCGUCUGCUGGUUCUCAGCACACCAAUGUGUGAGCUUCCAGCCCCACUGCAGAAGGCUCCACAGGAGCGAGGCGCACACGCACGUGCACGCACAUGUUUGUACACCUGGGCGGGUGUGGUGUCCACUCGCCUGGAUCUGGCCUGAGGGGACCUUGAAAAGGGAGUGUGUGUGAAAAGAGAGAGAGAAUGAGUGCAGGAAGCAAGAAAAAUUAUGCUGCUUCUCAGAAACUUCAAGCUUAAGUUUCUUUUAGAUCCUCUUUUGAGCUGUAUCCUUUUGGAAGAUGGGCACCCUAUUUAAGUCAAUCAGCGAAAGAUUCAGGGCCGUUCCUCUCUAGAAUUCCCAGGCAUCAUGAGCCUUCCCCAUGCUCCCUGGGGCACCCUCUCGCGCUCCACCAUCGCUUCAGAGGACUGCCAGGCUGGGAGAGAAGUGCAACCACAGCCCAUCCAUGCCCCUGCCAUAAGGGAUCCCACCCCCUUUCCCAUCCUCACCCUGGGAAUAUC
This is a messenger RNA of Loxodonta africana (African savanna elephant), 1782 nucleotides long. RefSeq names its product anoctamin-2-like. Gene Ontology annotation, biological process: chloride transmembrane transport. Lineage: Eukaryota; Metazoa; Chordata; Mammalia; Proboscidea; Elephantidae. Gene Ontology annotation, molecular function: intracellularly calcium-gated chloride channel activity. The coding region runs from base 1 to 1314 and encodes 437 amino acids. The transcript has 10 exons. Gene Ontology annotation, cellular component: plasma membrane. The record is from RefSeq and is a predicted model, not a curated record.